UGUCAACUCCUCUUCUCCGCCUCGCACCACCAAUCUUUCUCUCUCAACUGCCAACACUCAACACCCACAAAACAAAAACAAACUCAAAUAAUAGAGAGACGUACAGAGAAAUGAAGCUAGUCUGGUCGCCGGAAUUAGCUUCAAAAGCCUACAUAGACACCGUCAAAUGGAAAUCAGAUGAGAAGUUGAAAGAAUCUGGCACGGCGGAGUUUCUCGCGGCGAUGGCGGCGGGUUGGAACGCGAAGUUGAUUGUGGAGGCGUGGUCGCACGGCGCACCAAUUGGCACAAGCAUCGGACUCGCGAUCGCUGCGCGUCAUACGUGCGGGAGACACGUGUGUGUGGUUCCAGAUGAACGGUCGAGGUUAGAGUACGUAAAAUCCAUGGCCGAAACGGAGGUUAUAGUCGGGGAGGCGGAGGAGGUGAUGGUGGCGUUGAAGGGGGUUAAUUUUGUUGUGGUGGAUUGUAGGAGGAAGGACUUCGCCAGGGUUUUGAGGGUGGCGAGGUUGAGUCAUGAAGGUGCAGUUUUGGCAUGUAUGAACGCGUUGCAGAGGAGUAAUACCUUUUCUGGGUUUAGAUGGCUCGAAGUGCUUGAGAAGGGGACACGUGUUGUGAGGUCUGUAUUUAUGCCAGUUGGGCAGGGGUUGGAUGUUGCUUAUGUAGGGAGUAAGGGUGGAACUAGGGGUUCUAAGAAGGAUCCCAGCCGUUGGAUUAAACAGAUUGAUCAAGAAUCCGGUGAGGAACAUAUCUUUCGAAGAUGAAGUUUGAGGGUGUGGAUUAUAUAUGUAGUCACUAGAUGUAAGAUGAUAAGGCUGUAUGAAUUAUGAUACGACCCUUGAUUACAUCUUAAUAUCUUAUAUGAAAGAGUGAGCUUGUAAGUAUAAUACAUAGCAUAACCUUGAGCGAUCAUCGAUGUAUGUAUGUAUAUGUUAAAUAUAAAUUAAUUAACAUUACACUUUCUU
Molecule: messenger RNA, 959 nt
Organism: Tripterygium wilfordii
Lineage: Eukaryota; Viridiplantae; Streptophyta; Magnoliopsida; Celastrales; Celastraceae
Exons: 2
Coding region: 111-758 (215 amino acids)
Source: RefSeq, a predicted model, not a curated record